Protobothrops mucrosquamatus (brown spotted pit viper) is the source of this 1581-nucleotide messenger RNA. It is a transcript of the gene PRPS2, whose product is annotated as phosphoribosyl pyrophosphate synthetase 2. The transcript is spliced from 7 exons. Gene Ontology annotation, cellular component: ribose phosphate diphosphokinase complex; cytoplasm. Gene Ontology annotation, molecular function: ribose phosphate diphosphokinase activity; magnesium ion binding. Bases 260 to 1015 code for a protein of 251 amino acids. Gene Ontology annotation, biological process: 5-phosphoribose 1-diphosphate biosynthetic process; ribonucleoside monophosphate biosynthetic process; purine nucleotide biosynthetic process. Lineage: Eukaryota; Metazoa; Chordata; Lepidosauria; Squamata; Viperidae. The record is from RefSeq and is a predicted model, not a curated record.
UGCCUCCCUUGGAUGUUAUCUCCGCGGUUCUCAGUGCCGUCCCCCGAUAGGAAUUGCUCCUUUGCACUCAGGAUGUGGAAAUUGGGGCGGCAGAUGAAAGAAGAGUGGGUAUGAACCUGUUAAGUGAAUAGUGCGGCCAGGACAAGGAUUUCUGGAAAGCGCAGCCUGCUCCAAUCGCCUUGUGGAGAUUGGUGAAAGUGUUAGAGGAGAAGAUGUGUACAUUAUCCAAAGUGGUUGUGGAGAAAUAAAUGACAACUUGAUGGAGCUUCUUAUCAUGAUCAAUGCUUGCAAAAUUGCAUCAUCUUCCCGUGUGACUGCAGUAAUUCCAUGUUUUCCUUAUGCCAGGCAAGAUAAGAAAGAUAAGAGCAGGGCUCCCAUUUCUGCAAAACUUGUUGCCAACAUGUUAUCAGUUGCUGGAGCAGACCACAUUAUCACUAUGGAUUUGCAUGCUUCCCAGAUCCAGGGCUUCUUUGAUAUCCCUGUGGACAACCUGUAUGCAGAACCAGCUGUAUUACAAUGGAUCAAAGAAAACAUUGUGGACUGGAGAAACUGUGUCAUUGUGUCUCCCGAUGCAGGUGGAGCAAAAAGGGUCACUUCAAUUGCAGACAGGCUUAAUGUGGAAUUUGCCCUGAUUCACAAAGAAAGAAAGAAAGCCAAUGAAGUGGACCGAAUGGUCUUGGUUGGGGAUGUGACUGAUCGCGUAGCAAUUCUUGUGGAUGACAUGGCAGACACAUGUGGCACAAUAUGUCACGCAGCUGACAAGCUGGUUUCUGCAGGGGCAACUAAAGUUUAUGCAAUUCUCACUCAUGGGAUCUUUUCUGGCCCUGCUAUUUCUCGGAUCAAUAAUGCUGCAUUUGAAGCUGUUGUUGUAACUAAUACAAUCCCACAGGAGGAGAAAAUGAAACAUUGUCCUAAGAUCCAGGUUAUUGAUAUUUCUAUGAUUCUGGCUGAGGCAAUCAGAAGAACACACAAUGGUGAAUCUGUAUCCUACCUGUUCAGCCAUGUGCCCUUAUAACUUCAAAUCAAGAUUUCAAUCUAUGUUUAGGAGCGCUACAAUGAAGAACACAAUUCAAUAUUAAGAUAAUAUCUUGGAAAGCUUUAGAUUGACUAUGCAUUUCCUACUUCUAACAUGGACAAUAAGUAAAAUGGGCAACACUGUUUUAAUUGGUUGCAAAUUUACAAACUUUGUGUUUUAAAAGAGGACACUAUAAUAGUUGCCAUGAUUUAUAUUGAUGACUACCACAUGAAAAAUAUCAUAUUUUCCAAAAGCCAUAGAUGUAUUUACAACAUUUGCUUAUAGACUUCAGACAUUUAGAUAAAUUGUUCAGAUUGAUCCCUUUUGCGGGGAGAGGUAAUCUAGGCUACAGAUUUUUUAUGGGAACAUGGUAAUCAUUUUACCUCUCUUGAAAUUAGACUUGGAGUAAUUAUUAACUCCAUGUCCUCUCAUCCAAAGAAUCUUUUGUUUCAGAGCUUUGUUCAAAAUAAUAGGAUCUCAACAUACAGCAUUGUUUGUCUUGAGUUAUUGAAUUAUGUUUAACAUUUCAGAUCUUUCUAACACAAUUAAAUGAAGUAAGUCAAAUU